AUUUGGUGCAAAUGACUUAUACGCCCCCGCUAGGGCGGUGCCUGUGCAGGUACCGGCUAACGGUGGCGCUGAAUAAUCGGCCCAGCGCAUUGACCAAUCACAGCCGCGCCAUUCCAUUAUUCUGACCUCCGCGAAACCACUCCCCAAGUGCCGCAUCGUCACGACUUUCUUCCCUCGACCCUUCAAUCGACGCCACCCGCCGUGAGCUCGCACAACACACUGCACACAAUGCUGUCCUCGAAGGCGACGACCAGGCAGGCCGUCACCCUCUCACGGACCGCCGUGAGAGGUCUGGCGACCGUGCAGGAUGGCACCCCCAAGCGCACCUACGGUGGUCUGCGAGACCAGGAUCGCAUUUUCCAGAACCUGUACGGACGAUACCCGGCCGACCUCAAGAGCGCGAAGCGAAUGGGAGACUGGCACAAGACCAAGGAGAUCCUGGACAAGGGACACGACUGGAUCAUCAGCGAGGUGAAGGCGUCUGGCCUGCGCGGUCGCGGUGGUGCUGGUUUCCCUUCUGGACUGAAAUGGUCGUUCAUGAACUUCAAGGACUGGGACAAGGACGACAAGCCGCGCUACCUCGUCGUCAACGCUGAUGAGGGCGAGCCCGGUACAUGCAAGGACCGCGAAAUCAUGCGCAAGGACCCCCACAAGCUCAUCGAGGGCUGCCUCGUCGCUGGCCGUGCCAUGAACGCCACCGCCGCGUACAUCUACAUCCGUGGCGAGUUCAUCCACGAGGCUGCUGUCCUCCAGCGUGCUAUCAACGAAGCCUACCAGGACGGCCUGAUUGGCAAGAACGCCUGCAACUCUGGCUACGACUUUGACGUGUUUGUCCACCGCGGUGCCGGUGCCUACGUCUGCGGCGAGGAGACCUCGUUGAUCGAGUCCCUCGAGGGCAAGCCCGGCAAGCCCCGUCUCAAGCCCCCCUUCCCUGCCGCCGUCGGUGUUUUCGGAUGCCCCUCCACCGUGGCCAACGUCGAGACCAUUGCCGUCGCGCCCACCAUCUGCCGCCGUGGCGGUGACUGGUUCGCUGGCUUUGGCCGUGAGCGCAACCAGGGUACCAAGCUCUUCUGUAUCUCCGGCAACGUCAACAACCCGUGCACCGUGGAGGAGGAGAUGUCCAUCCCGCUACGGGAGCUCAUCGACAAGCACUGCGGUGGUGUCAAGGGUGGGUGGGACAACCUCCUGGCUGUCAUUCCUGGCGGUUCAUCGACACCCAUUCUCCCCAAGAGCGUGUGCGAUGACCAGCUCAUGGACUUUGAUGCGCUCAAGGACAGCCAGAGUGGUCUCGGUACCGCCGCCGUCAUCGUCAUGGACAAGAGCGCCGACGUCGUCCGCGGCAUCAGCCGUCUCAGCCACUUCUACCGUCACGAGAGUUGCGGACAGUGCACCCCCUGCCGUGAGGGCAGCAAGUGGACUGAGCAGAUCAUGCAGCGUUUCGAGAGGGGCCAGGGCCGCGAGAGGGAGAUUGAUAUGCUCCAGGAGCUGACCAAGCAGGUUGAGGGUCACACAAUUUGCGCUUUGGGAGAGGCUUUCGCUUGGCCCAUCCAGGGUCUCAUCCGUCACUUCCGGCCCGAGCUGGAGGCCAGGAUGCAGGCGUACGCAGAGCAGCACGGUGGCCACCAGACACUGGCCGGUGGUUUGGAGCACGACGCGCGGGCGCACGGAAAGCUGACUUCGCCCGGACAAUAGGCGUAGACUAGAUCUUUUGCGUGAAGAUGGGCCUCUUGUAGAGGGAGGCGCGGUUUGAUUGGGCUCACGUCCGUGUACCUACAUAGUUAUGCAUAGUCUGCCACUUGUACGGUGGCGUAUUUACUUUGUCAAGGCAUUCGGGUUGACCGUAAGGUACUUGGUGAGGUUUCAUCAUCGUCCAAGCUACGGGCACGUGACAAGAGUAUAGCGUCUCACAAGCUCAUCCACAGACGACAUGGACUCAACAGUCUGCUGUAAGAGCAAUCAAGCUUGUU
Emericellopsis atlantica is the source of this 1967-nucleotide messenger RNA. RefSeq names its product NADH-ubiquinone oxidoreductase 51 kDa subunit. The transcript has 3 exons. The coding region runs from base 229 to 1692 and encodes 487 amino acids. Lineage: Eukaryota; Fungi; Ascomycota; Sordariomycetes; Hypocreales; Bionectriaceae. Gene Ontology annotation, molecular function: FMN binding; 4 iron, 4 sulfur cluster binding; NADH dehydrogenase (ubiquinone) activity. The record is from RefSeq and is a predicted model, not a curated record.